This is a messenger RNA of Clunio marinus, 462 nucleotides long. The record is from the annotation of a GenBank genome assembly. NCBI's taxonomy places the organism in Eukaryota, Metazoa, Arthropoda, Insecta, Diptera, Chironomidae.
AUGUCUUUUUGUCUGAGCAUUUCAAAGCUCUCUUUGGAGCUUCUGAGUGUCGUGGAUGGGGUUUCUUUUGAAUCAAUCUCCAACGUUCCACAAAAUCUUUUUUAUGAGGUUCGACGAUUGAGAAAACAGUUUUCAGGAGACUAUUUGGGCAUGGUUUGUUUAGGGGUUUAUAUUCAAAUCUUCAGUCAAUAUUGUGAAGCCGCUUUAGACUCUCAUAAUACCAAAGGACAGAAUUCUUAUCCAGCAAUUUACAUUUACUUUAUAGGUCAUUGGCGUGCAAACAGAGAAAGAUCUGAGUUCGUGAGGGAGAAAAUGAAUUCAAAACAUAUUUUAAGGCAACAGAAAAAGCAAAUCGUAAAAAUAUCCAGUAAAGAUGAUAUUUCUGAAGAUGAAAAAGCUGAAAAAAUAAGCGUCUUCAAAUUCUCAAAAGGAGCAAUCUCUGCUUGCAGACCGACGAUAUGA